Molecule: messenger RNA, 2102 nt
Organism: Caenorhabditis sp. 36 PRJEB53466
Lineage: Eukaryota; Metazoa; Nematoda; Chromadorea; Rhabditida; Rhabditidae
Source: the annotation of a GenBank genome assembly
AUGAACAGUUUGUCAGUGAGCAAUGGACUCUUUGCGAAACCGACGAUCGGGCGGAGCGAGUAUGGACGUGUGAAAGUGGCGCUGGCGCCCGGAAAGGGAUUCAUGGACUGGCUUCGGCUCACGACCAAUAAAGUCAGUCAUUAACGUUUCAGAUCUGAUCUUUGUUUCUGUCAGAGCUCCAGUUUGAACUAAUGAACCCAAUCACCACUCUGAAAUGACAUCAUCGCGUGCAUGCCAAAUGAAAAUUCUUUUCUUUCCGCUUUUUCCUUUCGCUUUCUCCGCCACCACAGCCACCUCUCCUUCCCUGCGUCUAGUUUUUCUCCCAACCUCUCUCGGGUGUCAGUGGGCGUCAGUCACAAACUCCAAUGUGUUCUGCUAUUGCUAAAUUAUUGCGAAAAGUAUGAGUUUUACCAAAAUUUUAAAGUAAUGUCUCAUAUUUUCAGCAUCUCACGAAACGUCAGUCAGAAGGAGUGGAUCAUGUGGAGUUGGUGAAGCACGACAAAAAAGAGGAUUGUUGGGUUCAUCUUUUUGGAAUUGUACGCUUUCAUGCACACUUUUUACUUGAACAUCUAAACUUUUAGGUCUAUGACGUCACCAAAUACUUGGACUUUCACCCGGGAGGGAUUCCCGAGCUGCUCCGCGGCGCCGGUCGCGACGCCACGCCGCUUUUCAAUCAGUAUCACGCGUGGGUGAACUAUGAAAGUAUGCUAAAAGCAUGUGUAGUUGGACCCUUCAUUGGAGACCUUUCAAAGUGUAAGUUUUUGUAGUUCUCUUUCUUUUUCCUAAUGCAUCUAAUUUUCAGUGCCUCCUCCACUUCCACCUACUACAUCUAAUGAUCCGAAUAAGCUAGGUGUUCCCGCUUCGAUGACGUCUGUUUUUGGCAAUGAUCCGGUUGAAAAUGGGUUUGGAAGUCGUAUAGAGACGCUGGAAAACGGCAUGGCAUUGGAGCACGACGACUGGAGCGGACUUACCGAGCACAAUGUCAUUGUGACGCUUCUGCCGACCUUUGUGAACAUGUCUAUCAACACAAAAGGAGAAGAGGAGACGGAAGAGCACGCUCGCCUACGCAUUCUUGUUCGUCACUUCUGGAAACCAGCAAUGGAGUUUGAAUUUGAACCGUCUUCCCGCCUUGCCAAUCAAAAAUACGAGUUGAAAGUGCUCAAAAACAGAGUAGAAGUCACUUUUCCCGCAAUGGAUCUCGGCAACGUCUUCAAACGGGAAAAGGUGAAAGUACAACGGAGGCCCGGAGUCUCGUAUCAUUCAACGGAAAUUGUACGAGUGUUCCCAGUGAAUCAUGACACUUUGGUGUUUUCGUUGAAGUUUCCGGAUCACACAACAUAUCGGAUACCACUAGGACAUCAUGUUUCUGUGAAAGUUAGGAAAGGAAGUGAGUUCAGCAGCAAAAAAAAACAAGUCGUUACUUUGAAAGAAAACGUGAAACUUGAGCUUUUUUCUAUGCUUUCAAUCUCUUUCCAGACGCAGUUCUCUACCGUCCGUACACACCAAUCACGUCAUCUGACAUAAAGAACAUAGAUUUGAUGAUCAAAAUCUACGCGGAUGGAAUUUGUACCCCUUCUCUGUCAAAAUUGAAAAAAGGCGACGAACUGGAGAUCAGUGAUCCGAUAGGUAAUCGGAAUUUCGACGAUUGGAUCAUCAAUUCCAGUCAACUGAUCCUCUUGGCAGCCGGAAGUGGAAUCACUCCGAUGAUCGAUAUUCUGGAGAGAAGGAUUUUAAAAGCGCCCGAAGCUUCUGUGUAUCUGGUCAUGUUCAACAAAACGGAAAAGGAUGUGCACACGUCAGAAGUAGAAGACGUGGCGAAUAACAAUUGGAAGCUGUCGGAGUGGACAAAGAAGUACGAGAAAAGCGAGAAAAUCAUCCUGAAGAACGUGCUCUCGGCUCCAGAAUCUUCAGAAUUUCUGACGUCUCCUUAUCUGCACGGACGGGUAUCGGCUGAUCUUCUCAAGAGCAUUGUUUCCACGUCAUCAGCUCCAGAAUCGCGACGAGCAUUCAUUUGCGGACCUGAUGGAUUCAUUGUUGCUGCAAAGAACGCUUUGGAGGCACUUGGCAUGGUCACGGAUUAUAUUCAUGUUUUUCAAGGUUGA